AUGCGUGAAAUUGUGGCAGGCACUAUACCAGACGAGAUCGGUGAUCUUCCAAAUUUAGAGUUUUUGUCAUUAGGAGUUAACAAUCUCAAUGGCCUCAUCCCGUCCUCAGUCUUCAAUAUCUCCACAAUGAUAAAACUCUCACUUUCUUUUACUCAGCUAUCAGGUAGCCUCCCAGCAAACAUAGGCCUUGGGCUUCCAAACCUACAAGUCCUUUAUAUAGGAGCAACUGACCUCAGCGGAGUAAUCCCCAACCUCUCCAGUGCUUCUAUGCUCACGGCGCUAGACUUGGGCGAAAACUCAUUUACAGGGUUUAUUCCAACCACGCUAUGUGCCUUGACAAACCUUAAGUUACUUAGGUUAUCAAAGAAUAAUUUGGCGAUUGAUACUUCGACUCCAGAAGCAACCACUCUCUCUUGUUUGGCUAAUCUUAGAAGUUUAACAAAACUAAGCUUGGACGCUAAUCCGUUAAAUGCCACACUUGAUGAUUUCUUUUCGAAUUUCUCUACAUCGACGCUUCAACAUAUUAGUUUAAGAAACUGCAGCAUGAGGGGUAACAUUCCCAUUGGUAUUGGCAACUUAAGCAGCUUGAUAUCCUUAGACCUCGAAAACAAUCAAUUGAGUGGAUCAAUUCCAACUUCAUUAGGAAGACUUGGAAAUCUCCAAGGUAUGAACUUGAAUUACAACAAAUUGCAAGGUUACAUCCCAUAUCAACUUUGUCAACUGUAUAACCUCGUUAACUUACAGUUGGCUAGUAAUCAGCUCUCUGGUUCUAUACCUUCAUGCUUGGGUAAUCUAGCCGCAUCUCUAAGAUAUCUAUCACUAGGGUCCAAUUUGUUGAGUUCCACAAUACCAUCUACUUUUUGGAGACUUGCCUAUAUCUUACAAGUAAACUUAUCAUCCAAUUCUCUAAUUGGACCUCUCUCACAAGAUAUUGGAAACUUGAAAGUUGUCGUAGAGGUAGAUUUAUCAAAUAACAAUUUAUCUGGUGUUAUACCAAGCACCAUUGGCGGUCUUCAGGAUCUAGUUAAUCUCUCCUUGGCAAAUAAUAAUUUGGAAGGCCCUAUUCCAAGUUCAUUUCAAGACUUGCUAAGCCUGCAACUCUUGAAUUUAUCCAGAAACAAUCUAUCUGGAGUGAUUCCCAAGUCUUUAGAAGCUCUGUCACUUCUCAAGUAUCUGGAUUUGUCUUUCAACCGGCUCCAAGGAGAAAUUCCAACGGGUGGACCAUUCCAAAACUUCUCUGCUCAAUCAUUUGUCUCAAACAGCGCAUUCUGUGGUGCACCCCGAUUUCAUGUUCCACCAUGCAAAAAUACUACACUUGAACCAAAUUGGAAGAAAGCUAAAUAUAUCAUCCCAGGGAUCAUAUCAGUAAUUCUACUAGUGGCCUCCAUAUCUAUAUUUGUACUACGCAGGAAAAGAAAUGUGCAAGUUGCAGGAGAGGCUACCUCGUUGCCUCAACUUCUUUGGAAAAGAAUUUCACACCUAGAACUUCUAAAGAGGGGGCUUUCAAGAAGUUUGAUAGGGAAUGUCAAAUGCUAA
This is a messenger RNA of Prunus persica (peach), 1536 nucleotides long. RefSeq names its product putative receptor-like protein kinase At3g47110. The coding region runs from base 1 to 1536 and encodes 511 amino acids. The record is from RefSeq and is a predicted model, not a curated record. Gene Ontology annotation, molecular function: protein binding. The transcript has 2 exons. NCBI's taxonomy places the organism in Eukaryota, Viridiplantae, Streptophyta, Magnoliopsida, Rosales, Rosaceae.